Messenger RNA from Pectinophora gossypiella (pink bollworm), 3334 nucleotides. RefSeq names its product adipocyte plasma membrane-associated protein Hemomucin-like. NCBI's taxonomy places the organism in Eukaryota, Metazoa, Arthropoda, Insecta, Lepidoptera, Gelechiidae. Gene Ontology annotation, biological process: biosynthetic process. Bases 159 to 2000 code for a protein of 613 amino acids. The transcript has 7 exons. Gene Ontology annotation, molecular function: strictosidine synthase activity. The record is from RefSeq and is a predicted model, not a curated record.
UUUUCUUUCACUUUUCACAGGUGGUCACUCAGGUGGAUUUAAUAAGGUAAAGCUGUGGAAAAGCUAAUCAAUUUAUUAUUUUUACGCUCUAAACAGUGAUAUAACAACAGAGAACUGCUGCAAUUUAUUAACUGCUGGGAUUUGUAUAAAAAACCACAAUGGGCUUCAUAUUUGGCCUUUUAAAGAGGCUGGUCGCCUUUUUGUUGUAUUUCGUGUUGUUUGUUGGAAUUAUAGUGCUCAUUCCUAACUUGCCGCCUUACACAAAGUUUUCGAGUAUUGAGUUGGAACCGACACUGCCGAGGGAUGGACCUUUGGCCUUAAAUGGAGCUUUGAACAAUGCAGAGAAACUAUACAAAGAAAAGUUGGUAGGACCAGAGGGAUUUCAGGUGUACAAUGGUGAAGUGUACACCUCACUCCUCACUGGUGAGAUAGUGAAGUUGUCUCCUGGAGGACAUGUCACAUUUGUCACCAAAAUUGGACAGCCCUGCACGGGUCCCAUGCAAGAACACAAAUGUGGCCGCCCACUAGGAUUUGAAAUAGAUGGCAAAACCGGCAAAAUGUACGUGGCGGACGCGUACUACGGCAUUUGGAAGGUGGACUUGAAGACUGAUAAGAAACAACUGCUGGUGUCUCCGCGCGUCGAGAUCGCGGGGCGGGCGCCUAAGCUGUUCAAUAGCCUUGCCUUAGCCAAGAAUGGCGACAUUUACUGGACGGAUUCCACCAGCGAUUUCCACUUACAUGACGGUGCCAAAUCUAUGCUUGCUGAUCCUUCUGGAAGACUCUUCCACUACAACGCUGCAACAAACCACAGCGUAGUGCUACUCGAUGACUUAUGGUUCGCCAACGGAGUGGCCAUAUCCCCUGAUAAUCAGUUCGUCGUGGUCUCUGAAACCAGCCGCCAUAGGCUCGUGAAAUACUACAUCGACGGGCCAAAGAAAGGAAAGUCUGAAGUAUUCUUAGCUGGACUGCCAGCUGUUCCUGACAAUUUGAGAGCGCUGCCCGACGGCUCGGGCGUGCAAGUUGGCUUGUACGUGGUGUUUGAGGAGGACCAACCAUUGAUCUCCAGGUCGAUGGCCAAGACGCCUAUAAUAAGGAAAUUCAUCGCUCGCAUACUCACUUUGGCUGAACUACCUUUCGAGUUCCUCAACAACCACUUCCCAAAUGCCAUUUUCGAAAGAAUUGUCUACAACAUUGGAAGUUUUAGGAGUUUAUCCUUCGUGCUACCGCGGAUGUCAGGAUUGAUGGUGGUGGACUGGAACGGGAAAAUCGUGGAGACUUAUUACAAUACAGACGGAAGCCUCAGUCACAUCAGCGAUGCCGUCGUGUACAAGGACAAGUUAUACACGGGUGCCCCUCACUCACAAAACUUCGUUGGUGCGGUGCCAGCACCAGCUCUCCUGAAGAAGGCGUACGCUAGCGUACAGUCCACACCUCCACCAAAGACAGCUGAAACGGUGACGAAGAAAGUUCCCAAACCCACAGAAGCCCCCAAGCCAAAGGUUGAGGAGAAACCCAAAGUUGAACAGAAAAAGGAAGCUCCUAAAGUAGCCAAGCCUGCUGGCCAGCAGCCCCCGAAGCCCGUGCAACAAGCGAAGCCAGCGGAACCCGUGAAAACAACAACACCGAAACCUGUAGAAAAGCAAACUAAACCAGCUCCAGCGACGCCGACGACGAAGCCGCCGCCGCCCAAAGAAGCUGAGAAGAAAUCUACCACGCCUAAACCUCCGGUACAGAAGCCCGAGCCCGUUAAGCCUACAACGCCGUCUCCUAAACAAGCGGAAUCUAAACCGACGCCAAAGGCCGCUCCAACCACCCCUACGCCACCAAAGGCCGGAGCCAAGAAGAGUAGUAGUGAAGCGAAACCCGCUAAGGAAAAACCUGUACCUGAAGCAAUUCCCAUUAAAGAAGAAAUACCUUCAGACACAGCAAAACCGAACAAAGAAACAUUAAAAGUUAUAAAGAAAGGCGGUCCCACUGAGAUCCCUAACCCAGAAUUGUAAAUAUUUGUAUCAAUAAGGUUGUGGUGGUGUGAUGUGUGGUCUCGGGUGUUGAUUGUUGAAGAAGGAACAAAUUUUUAGAAACAACGUAAAAUUUCUUUAGGCAAAUAUUAUUUUAGUCUUACUUUUAGAAGAAUCACAAUCUGUGAAAGUGAUGAACAAGUCAUUUUUAUUUAUUGAAAUUAGUUGAUUUCCCAAAAAACAUUCCAAAAUGAAACCUAACAUACCCAGAUAGUUAUGUAGUAUCCAUCUUAUUCCAUUUUUAAAACGAAUUAACGUUACGAGUUUUUAAUUAUGUUGCAUCAAUUAAUGAAUCUCGAGUUGGACCAAUGGAAUUUUAUUAUGAAUGCAAGAUUACAAGUAAUUCUAUACUAAAUUAUGUUGAAAGAAAAUUAAUUUAAAAAGCGAAUAUUUUAUUUACAAUUUAUCUUUAUAUAGCUUAACGAGGAAGUGAUUUAUAAGUAAUUGUAUUUAAUAUGCACAAAUUAUCUGAUCCUUCAUUAGAACUUACGCAAUUAGGAUCAGUAGUAUUUUAUAAAUAUUCAUAGUUAAAUAUCAGAUUGACACCGAGGGAAGUAGGAAUUUAGAUAAUUCAUGUUACAUAGUAUUUCAUAAUUCGUUGUCAUGUGAUAUGUUUUAGUGAUCCUCUAAUACAUUUUGUUUUAUCAUUUUAUAUAGUUCAUAUUGUUGUUCGAUUAAACUUAUCCACACGUUAGUUACCAGUCACCAACAGUGCAAUAAAUGCAGAAAUCUAUGUGUGAUUAAAGUUAUUUACUUGGAAAUAGUUAUUUGAAAAUAUUUUAUCUUAUACUUUGUAAAUGCUGAAUAUUAUAUUGGUGCUAAUUCCUGUAGACACCAUCUAAUUUUAUUUUUAAGUUAUACCUGUCAUUUUCUUAUCCGCCGAAAAGGAAAGGGACCGGUAGUCGACAGGCAUAAAAUUUAUGGGGAACCACGUCAAUUUUAGGCAGAAAUUUAUAAAAGCCUCCCAAAUUUGUAUAUUGGCCAAUAACCCGACAGAAUUCAGUUGACAGCACACGUCAAAUGGGUUGCACGUCAGCGCGAUAUUUACUUGAUUCGCCCGGGUUAUUCAUUCAUUCACUUGUUUAUUUUAGAAUUAACAACUGUCAAUCAUCCCUCCCUUUCCUUUACGGCGGAUAAGAAAAUGACGGGUAUAACUUAAAAUUAGGAGAGGUCUGCAGGAAUCGGGGCCAUUGUGUUCAUGUGUCAAACUGGGUUGUAUUGUAUGUUGUUAUGUGGUGAACUUAUUGUGGUUUACUUUUUACAUUGCUAAUGCAGAGCAAUAUUUCUAUGUAUAAGCAAUAAAUAAAUUUUUAUUA